AUGCAAUUUGCAACCAUUCUUUUCGCUGCCCUCGUUGCCGCCGCUCCAACUAAGAGAGAGACUACAUGCAAAUUCCCAGAUAACAAGGGCCUUGUGUCCGUUACUUCCAGCAAGAGCAAUGCUGGUUGGGCCCUUUCGCCAGACCAGAAGUGCACGGCUGGUUCUUACUGUCCUUACGCUUGUCCUCCAGGCCAGUUGAUGGCCCAGUGGGACAAAUCUGCCAAGAGUUACACCACUGGUUCUUCUAUGAACGGUGGUUACUUCUGUAACGACGAUGGUGAACUUGAAAAACCAUUUUCUGAUAAAGACCUUUGUGUCAACGGUACUGGUACCGUGGAGGUGAACAACAAGGCCAACAAGAACGUUGCCUUCUGCCAAACUGUGUUGCCAGGUAACGAAGCCAUGUUGAUCCCCACCGACGUUGACGGAGGCAACACCCGUACGCUAGCUGUUCCUGAUGAAGACUACUACGCAUCCUCGGCUGCUCACUACUACAUCAACCCAUUGGGAGUUUCCACCGACGACGGAUGUGUGUGGGGUACCAAGGACAAGGCCCAGGGUAACUGGGCUCCAUACGUGGCUGGUGCCAACACGGACUCUUCGGGAAACACCUAUGUCAAGAUUGGCUGGAACCCUAAGUACAUUGAUGACUUUAAAGACAAGCCUCUGUUUGGCGUUCGUGUUACUUGUGCCGAUGGUGAAUGCAACGGCUUGGACUGCGAGAUCGAUCCUUCCAAGGAUGGAUACAAUGGCAUUAACGGUAAGGAUACCGGCAAGUCGCUUGGCGCCUCGUACUGUGUUGUUACUGCCAAGAACAAGAACAAGGCCACUAUUGAGGUUUUCUCUGUGUAA
Molecule: messenger RNA, 852 nt
Organism: Candidozyma haemuli
Lineage: Eukaryota; Fungi; Ascomycota; Pichiomycetes; Serinales; Metschnikowiaceae
Exons: 1
Coding region: 1-852 (283 amino acids)
Source: RefSeq, a predicted model, not a curated record